GGGUGGGGCCAGCAGGCAGUACCAAAGUUCCCGUAUGUGCGUUUCCAGUCUUCAAUUAGGUCCGAAUUCCCGGCAUAUAAAGAUAUUACCGUAGCUUGUCUUUCAGAUUGCUCCAGUUUCUUGCGCAGGCUGGUUCGUCAUGUCUGGUCGCGGCAAGGGCGGAAAAGGCUUGGGUAAAGGAGGCGCCAAGCGUCACCGUAAAGUCUUGCGAGAUAACAUCCAGGGUAUUACCAAGCCUGCCAUUCGGCGUCUUGCUCGGCGCGGCGGUGUCAAGCGUAUUUCUGGACUGAUUUAUGAGGAGACCCGUGGGGUUCUGAAGGUGUUUCUAGAGAACGUGAUCCGUGACGCUGUUACUUACACGGAGCACGCCAAGCGCAAGACCGUAACAGCCAUGGAUGUGGUCUACGCUCUCAAACGACAGGGACGCACUCUUUACGGCUUCGGCGGCUGCGCCAGGCGGGAAGCCUCGCCUGCGAUGCGCUCGAAGAUGUCGUUUACAAAGGAAUUCAUGAUGCCCAUGGCCUUCGAUGAGAUGCCGGAAGUCACUAUGUCUGGACGUGGAAAGCAAGGCGGCAAAGCUCGGGCGAAGGCUAAAACGCGUUCUUCCAGGGCCGGGCUUCAGUUUCCAGUCGGCCGUGUCCACCGCCUCCUUCGCAAGGGCAACUAUUCCGAACGAGUCGGGGCUGGCGCUCCCGUGUACCUGGCGGCGGUGUUGGAAUAUCUGACCGCUGAGAUCUUGGAGCUAGCUGGCAACGCGGCUCGCGACAACAAGAAGACCCGCAUCAUCCCGCGCCACCUGCAGCUAGCCAUCCGCAACGACGAGGAGCUAAAUAAGCUUCUAGGUCGCGUGACCAUUGCGCAGGGCGGUGUCUUGCCCAACAUCCAGGCCGUCAUGGCCUACACCAAGCCAACCACACGCGAGUCCACUGGUGGCAAAGAGCCUCCUAAGCAGCUAGCCACCAAGGCAGCCAGCAAGAGCACUCUGGCCACCAGCAGCUUGAUGAUGUCCUUCAGAUACAGAUCCUACGGGAAGUUGUGUUCAGGUAUGGCGCGUACUAAGCAGACCGCUCGUAAAUCCACAGGCGGUAAAGCACCGCGCAAGCAGUUGGCCACUAAAGCAGCUCGCAAAAGCGCUCCUGCCACGGGUGGCGUGAAGAAGCCUCAUCGCUACCGCCCUGGUACCGUGGCUUUGCGCGAGAUCCGUCGCUACCAGAAGUCCACCGAGCUUCUUAUCCGGAAGCUGCCGUUUCAGCGCCUAGUGCGAGAAAUCGCCCAGGACUUCAAGACCGACCUGCGCUUUCAGAGUUCCGCUGUGAUGGCGCUGCAGGAGGCCUGCGAGGCUUACUUGGUGGGGCUUUUUGAGGACACCAACCUGUGCGCUAUCCAUGCCAAACGCACUUGGUGUUCGUCUCCUACCAUGUCUGGCAGAGGCAAAGGUGGUAAAGGUUUGGGAAAAGGAGGCGCCAAGCGCCACCGCAAAGUGUUGCGCGACAACAUCCAGGGCAUCACCAAACCCGCCAUCCGUCGCUUGGCCCGACGCGGCGGCGUGAAACGCAUCUCGGGCCUCAUUUAUGAGGAGACGCGAGGUGUGCUUAAGGUGUUUCUGGAGAAUGUGAUCCGGGAUGCUGUAACCUACACGGAGCACGCCAAGCGUAAGACAGUCACCGCCAUGGAUGUGGUCUACGCGCUCAAGCGCCAGGGUCGCACUCUGUACGGCUUUGGUGGCUGAGCUUUAUUUAACAGCUUACCCAUAAAAGGCCCUUUUC
Molecule: messenger RNA, 1766 nt
Organism: Rhinopithecus roxellana (golden snub-nosed monkey)
Lineage: Eukaryota; Metazoa; Chordata; Mammalia; Primates; Cercopithecidae
Exons: 7
Coding region: 140-1729 (529 amino acids)
Biological process (GO): nucleosome assembly
Cellular component (GO): nucleosome
Molecular function (GO): structural constituent of chromatin; protein heterodimerization activity; DNA binding
Source: RefSeq, a predicted model, not a curated record